Molecule: messenger RNA, 1116 nt
Organism: Diaporthe citri
Lineage: Eukaryota; Fungi; Ascomycota; Sordariomycetes; Diaporthales; Diaporthaceae
Exons: 1
Coding region: 1-1116 (371 amino acids)
Biological process (GO): peptidyl-hypusine biosynthetic process
Cellular component (GO): cytoplasm
Molecular function (GO): deoxyhypusine synthase activity
Source: RefSeq, a predicted model, not a curated record
AUGGCCUCAACCCCAGCCUCCGCCCCGUCCGGCGCAAAGGAUGCCGUCCUCGUCAAGUCCGAGGAGAUGCCCGAGGGCUCCCAGAAGGUCGAGGAGCUCGACUUCAACAAGUUCAAGGGCCGCCCCAUCACCGCAGACGACCUGCUCCAGGGCAUGAGGAACAUGGGCUUCCAGGCGUCCUCCAUGUGCGACGCCGUGCGCAUCAUCAACGACAUGCGCGCCUGGCGCGACCCGGAGACGGGCGACCGCACCACCAUCUUCCUCGGCUACACCUCCAACCUCAUCUCGUCGGGCCUGCGCGGCGUCCUGCGCUACCUGGUCGAGCACAACCACGUCUCCGCCAUCGUCACCACUGCUGGCGGCAUCGAGGAGGACUUUAUCAAGUGCCUCGGCGACACCUACAUGUCCCCCGGCGGCUUCAGCGCCCCGGGGAGGGACCUGCGCGCCAGGGGCCUCAACCGCAUCGGCAACCUGGUCGUGCCCAACUCCAACUACUGCGCCUUCGAGGACUGGGUCGUGCCCAUCCUGGACAGGAUGCUCGAGGAGCAGGAGGCCAGCAAGGUGGCCGGGAAGCACGUCGACGGCACCACCAGCGAAGAGGUCGACGGCGAGCUGGUCUGGACGCCCUCCAAGGUCAUCCACCGCCUCGGCAAGGAGAUCAACAACGAGUCCUCCGUCUACUACUGGGCCUGGAAGAACAACAUCCCCGUCUUCUGCCCCGCCCUCACCGACGGCAGCCUCGGCGACAUGCUGUACUUCCACACCUUCAAGUCCUCGCCCAAGCAGCUGAGGGUCGACAUCGUCGAGGACAUCCGCCGCAUAAACACAAUCUCGGUGCGCGCAAAGCGAGCCGGCAUGAUCAUCCUCGGCGGGGGCCUCGUGAAGCACCACAUCGCCAACGCCUGCCUGAUGAGGAACGGCGCCGAGUCGGCCGUGUACAUCAACACCGCGCAGGAGUUCGACGGCAGCGACGCCGGGGCAAGGCCGGAUGAGGCCGUGAGCUGGGGCAAGAUCAAGGCUGGGGCCGACAAUGUCAAGGUGUACAUGGAAGCAACAGCGUGUUUCCCUUUCAUAGUAGCCAACACAUUCGCCAAGGAGGAAGAGAACGCCGCCUAA